Molecule: messenger RNA, 555 nt
Organism: Caenorhabditis elegans
Lineage: Eukaryota; Metazoa; Nematoda; Chromadorea; Rhabditida; Rhabditidae
Gene: Y46D2A.3
Product: TIL domain-containing protein
Exons: 3
Coding region: 8-535 (175 amino acids)
Source: RefSeq, marked reviewed
GUGAGCCAUGGUGCAUCUCGACACUUUAUUUGUCAUUUCCAUCAUAGUUUUUACGGUGUCCGGCUCGAUUAACUUUGCACAUUCCGAUUCGUGCUCUCAUGAACGGUAUGAUGAUGACGACUACGAUGAUCGGGACAGAGUAGGUGGAAGGUUCGAAAUUGGAAAUGGAGAAUGUGAGAUUGAUGAUAGUGGUAGUCGUGGAGAUCAUAGCGAUUCGGGGUAUCAUGGUAGCCACCGACCCCGUCCACACCCUCGUCCUCAUCCUCAUCCACAUAGGCCACCAAAGCCAGAACACUGCCCAGGCACCUGGACGCCUUGGAUAAACGUAAAAGGUGCAAUGUGUAAUGAUACUUGUGGAAACUGCGGGCUCAUCGAUCAAUACCGGAUAUGUUAUCCGAUACGCUGCAAGUGCAGUGGCCCUACAAAACGCAAAGCUCCAUGUGCGAAUAGGCCGUGCCCAUUCCCAAGAACGACUUGCUGUCCGGGAUACAACAAGAAAAUUAACUACCCCCUGAGAAUAUUCUAUUGCGGAUAAUGAAUUUUUUGUAAUAUUUG